GCUCCUUGUACAACACAACAGGGACUGCCAUGACCCCAAAACCUGGUGUCGGACCCUCCGAUGGGAUUCCCACAGCCGUGAAGUUUGGGAUUGCCGGUGCGAGUGGGAUCUCCGCGUGGAUGUUCGUGCAUCCAAUGGAUGUUGUCAAGGUUCGCAUGCAGCUCGGGGCCGGCGCCGGGCACCCCAUGACGGCCGCGAAGCUUGUCUACGGGGAGAGCGGGCUGACGGGCAUGUACGCGGGGCUGUCGGCGGCGGUGACCAGGCAGGCCGUCUACACCACGCUGAGGGUCGGGCUGUACGACUGGAUACGGGAUCAUGCGGUACAUAAGUUCGUUAAGCAGGAGGACGUGAACGUCCUGCACAGAGCUGCAGUCGGCCUCACGGCGGGCGGUAUCGCCUCCUUCAUGUGCUGUCCCAUAGAGGUGUGCAUGGUGCGGAUGCAGUCCGACGCCCGCCUACCGCAGGCAGAUCGACUGGGCUACAAGCACAUCGGGGACGCACUCUUCCGCAUCGCCAAGGAGGAAGGGCUGCGGACGUACUGGCGAGGGGCGACGCCCACGGUCUCGCGGGCCAUGGUGGUGUCCAUGACGCAGCUGGGGACGUAUGACCAGGCCAAGACCGUGCUCCUGCCCAUCCUGGGGGACAACAAGGGGUUGCACCUCGCCUCCGCGCUGACGGCGGCGGUGGUAUACUCCUACGCCUCGCUUCCCUUGGCGAGUGACUCGGCUAAGACUCGGAUGCAGAGCCAGGCGGCGAGCACGGACGGGAAGCCGCUCAAGUACACGUCGACGCUGCAGACCCUGUCCCACAUCGCCAAGUCGGAAGGAUUCUUCAGCCUCUGGAAGGGCUUCACCCCGUACUUCUUGCGCUCUGGCACGCACACGGUCUUGAUGUUUAUGUUCAAGGAGGAGUAUACGCGCCUGGUUGAAGCGUACUACGGCACCUAUUAAAAGGCGCUGUUUCUCCCGUCUGUGCUCGGUGAAGGAGAGCUGGCGACACAAUUAUAGAAAUGACGCCCGUUUUUGCGUCACCGUCUAGAUCGUGCUCCUUGCUUUUGGUAACCGUGUUCUUUGUUUGUUUGGUGAGGGGUACGGUCAGUGAUGUCACAGCAAGUCCUAACAGGUGUAGUGUAGUUUGUACAUUGUAGCAGGUCUUGGAAUCCUGCUGUAGGGUGAGAAAAACGGGGAAAUGGUACUUUGCAGUGCUGCACAGCCCAUUUGUUGUGUGGUCGAAAGAGUUUCGAUUUUUUGUGUGGUUCGGCGCUGAAAUGGCUCAGAUUUGUUCGUGGGAUUCCCGGUAUCAGUCAAGUACUUUCCCAUUUGGCGAGCGCCUGUAUUCGUUACAGCGUGAAUUGUCGUUCUUUGCUCUUUUUUAUGGAUGCCUUUGUUGUCCAUGCUCUUACAUUCUGUCAUAGCUCAUACCACUCCUCAUGUGUGUAUUACCGUCGGGAAAUGCUUCUCUGUGCUGUCGCUCGAGCUGCGGUACCGCAAGCUCACCUGUCUCUUGAGGCCAGUUGCCCCCACGCAGGCACAAGUGUAAUUGUUUCCAAAAGAACGAGGUUGGGCAUCCCC
Ectocarpus sp. CCAP 1310/34 is the source of this 1571-nucleotide messenger RNA. The record is from the annotation of a GenBank genome assembly. Lineage: Eukaryota; Phaeophyceae; Ectocarpales; Ectocarpaceae.